Molecule: messenger RNA, 2760 nt
Organism: Wyeomyia smithii (pitcher-plant mosquito)
Lineage: Eukaryota; Metazoa; Arthropoda; Insecta; Diptera; Culicidae
Exons: 4
Coding region: 1-2760 (919 amino acids)
Molecular function (GO): nucleic acid binding
Source: RefSeq, a predicted model, not a curated record
AUGGAUAUUUACACUAAAGUAAUGGCCUCUGACCGUAUUCCGUUACUGAAUGGCAGUCCUGUUCUACAAGAAACCGUUUUUGGCUGGGUCGUUGGUGGAAGGGUGGAGAUUCAAAAACCGAUGAUCGCAGCGGUAGUGACCAAUGAAAUGUUGGACAAUACUUUGAGGCAGUUUUGGGAGUUAGAAAGUUGCGGUGACGAAACUAGGCGUGCUUCUGAAGAAACUCUAGCUGAACAACAUUUUGUCAAUACUCAUGUUCGACAAGAAGAUGGCCGUUAUGUAGUCGAAUUACCGUUUAAACCCAAUUGUCCAAACCUUGGCGAGUCAAAGGUGUUAGCGUUGCAACGUCUAAAAUCCACCGAAAGGCGAGUUAAACAAAACUGGUUGCUGGUAAACGAUUACGAGGAAUUUAUGAACGAAUACAUCGCUUUGGGUCACAUGUAUCGAGUUGGUUGUCUGAACGAAAUGGUUCUCGCCCCAGGAGAGCACUACUUUCUGCCUCACCAUGCAGUCGAAAAACCUGAUAGCAGAACAACAAAAUGCCGCGUGGUGUUCGAUGGCUCGGCAGUAACGACGAAUGGAAGAUCGUUGAAUGACAAUCUGCUUGUUGGUCCGGUAAUUCAAUCAAAGCUUAGUGACGUCGUAUUAAGGUUCAGAGUACACAAAAUCGCUUUCACGGCUGAUCUCUCUAAGAUGUAUCGACAAGUCAACUUGGCCGAAAAGCAUCACAGCUUUCAAAUUUUGUGGCGAACCAAUGAAGCAGAAGAACCAGAUGUGUACCGAUUGUCUACCGUAACGUACGGCUUAUCUAGUGCUCCAUUUCAAGCUGUUCGUGCCGUAAAGCAGUUGUGUAUCGACGAAGCAAAAACCUUUUCUCUGGCUGCUGAAAUUGUCCAAGACGAUUCGUACAUAGAUGACAUACUUUCCGGUGCAGAAACAGUUGACGACGCAAUUCACCUAAAGAACGAGUUAAUCGCAAUGUUUGAAAGUGGAAGAUUUGAUCUUCAUAAAUGGUGCUCCAAUAGCAGUAGUUUCUUAGAGCAGCUUCCUGAUGCGAAAAUAGAACAGAAGCUACUUGUCGGCGAGAAACAUGCAGUGAAGACCCUCGGCAUUAUUUGGAAACCAGAUGAGGAUGUCUUUAUGUUCAAUAUUAGUUCUGCAACCCAAGCAACUCGGGAGACUUCGAAAAGGGCGAUUCUUUCGGAGAUUUCUAAGUUCUACGAUCCAAUUGGUUUGGCAGGUCCAGUAAUUUUGAUUGCCAAACUCAUCAUGCAGAGCCUUUGGAAGAAAAACGUGAAGUGGGACGAAUGUGUCGACGAGGAAGAGCUAAGGAAAUGGCUCAAUUACAAAUCUCAAUUGGAGCAGUUACGAGAUGUGAAGGCGCUUACAACUACGACAAUUGAUGAAGAAAAAAAAAAUACAACUUCGACAAAUUGGCGUCACGUAGGCACCAGCGACAAUCCUGCCAACAUAAUAUCCAGAGGACUAAUGCCAAAGGAGUUAGCAGAAGCGGAGCUUUGGUGGCGCGGACCUAAGUACUUGAAAGGUCCUGAAUCAACGUGGCGGCAGCGAGAACGAGAGGAGAUUCCAGAAACGCAGCUGAUGGUUAACGUGGGUGCCGAGCAAAAAGAAGUGCAGCAAGUGUUUCCGAUUUUUAAGAAUUGUAGUUCUUAUCGUCGAAUGGUUCGUGUUAUGGUGUGGGUUCAAAGAUUCAUUCGUAUUGCCAGAAGAGAACCCAACGUGUCGAGAGCAGAAACGAUGAGCAGCAUUGAAAAGGCAACCGCCUUGCAACAGUUGGUGAAACUCGUCCAGCGGGAGGCCUACCCUGAACUAUUUCGCCAUUUCGAGCAGGGACGACAGCUUAAUGUUCCUCAUCAGUUAAUUACGCUAUCACCAACAUUUGACGCCAACGGAGUACUUCGUGUUGGAGGACGGUUACGAAACAAAACCUGUCCCUUUGACAUGAAGCAUCAGUACAUCCUACCACCGUAUCAUAAAUUCAGCGAAGCAAUCAUCCGGGAGUAUCACCGAGAAAACCUGCAUUCCGGAAAUCAACUUACAUUGGCAGCUACCCGUGAAACUUUCUGGAUCGUUUGUGGUAAGAGUGCUGUUAAACGGUUUUCCUGUUUGCGUUGUUUCCGUUACAAGCCGAAACUAUUACAACAAUAUAUGGGAGACUUGCCAACGGAACGUGUCGAGUUAGUGUAUCCAUUCUACAAUACUGGAGUAGAUUUUUGUGGUCCAGUUUACUUGAAACCAGCAAUUCGAUUAACGUCCCGAGUGAAAGCUUACAUUUGUGUGCCUAGCAACCAAGGCGAUACAUCUGGAAGAUUUGUGUCCCGACGGGGAAAAUGUGCCAAGCUGUUUUCCGACAAUGCUACGAAUUUUGUUGGCGGAAAUCAUGAUCUUCGAGAGCUUUAUGACCAAUUCCGUGCGCAGCCUUUCUUGCCGAAGUUAGCCAGUUUUUCCGAGGAUAAGGCUAUACAGUGGGUCUAUAUUCCUCCCCGAGCACCGUCUUUUGGAGGACUAUGGGAAGCUGUCAAGGGGAAACUUGUCGUGAUCCGCGAAGACAACAUGCCUCCUCAACAAUGGCCUUUGGGUCGCAUCGAAGAACUGUUCCCAGGUGAUGAUGACAUUGUACGAGUGGUAACGGUUAAGACGGCCAAAGGUGUUUACAAGCGUGCGCUGUCCCGACUAAGCUUCCUUCCGAUUCGUGAUAACGAAACUCCUGUACCGACGAGCGAGGAGAUGCAGCAGUGA